This is a messenger RNA of Pristis pectinata (smalltooth sawfish), 3160 nucleotides long. Its product is annotated as phospholipid phosphatase-related protein type 5-like. Gene Ontology annotation, molecular function: phosphatidate phosphatase activity. The transcript has 8 exons. Lineage: Eukaryota; Metazoa; Chordata; Chondrichthyes; Rhinopristiformes; Pristidae. Gene Ontology annotation, biological process: phospholipid dephosphorylation; signal transduction; phospholipid metabolic process. The record is from RefSeq and is a predicted model, not a curated record. The coding region runs from base 320 to 1312 and encodes 330 amino acids.
CACCACUCCCGGCUGGAUCUGACGGGGCUUGCAGAGCGCUGGCUCCCAGCAGCCGUGUGGCCGGGUUCUGGGAGUGUUACCCCCCCACCCUCCGCCUGUUACACCGGGCAGGAGCGUGGGAGCAGUAGUCCCGCCUGGCGCUGACAGCCUGUGGUGCCUGGGACGUGCUCAGACUGCCGAUGCGGCGCUCCCUCGCUCGGGCGCGGGGAUGUGACCGGGUUUGAGGGGUCGGCGGCGGUGGGGUGGGAGGGGGAGGCUGCUGGAGGAGGGGGAUUCGGCCGGAGCGGAGAGGGAAUGCCUGCCAGCUGAAGGUCAGGAGAUGCCUGCGGUGACAAAGAUGCCUCGUGAAGAGAAAGAUGUCCGUCGGAGCGAUUCCAUCAUCCCAUGCUUCCUAACGAUUGAGCUGCUGAUUAUGGUCGGGACAGUCUUGCUCACUUACUACUUUGAGUACACGGACACAUUCACUGUGCACCGACAGGGCUUUUUCUGCUACGACAGUACUUACAUGAAACCAUACCCAGGGCCAGAGGAGAUGAGCGUUCUUCCACCAGUCCUGCUCCAAUCAUUAGCAUCAGCCAUUCCCAUGGCAACAAUAGUUCUGGGCGAGUUGGCCGCAUUUGCCUUUCAGUCUGAGUUUGUCCGCCGUGAGCGAACGAUUGUGACGGCGGAUUGCUGCACUCUGAACCCUCUGGUCCGCAGGGUCAUCAGGUUCUUGGGGGUUUACACAUUUGGUCUGUUUGCCACCGAUAUAUUCGUGAAUGCAGGGCAGGUGGUGAUGGGGAGCCCCACGCCACAUUUCCUCACCGUCUGUCGACCUAACUACACAGCUCUGGGCUGUAACCAGCCCUCGCAGUUCAUCGUCUCCCCGGAUGCCUGCACCGGGAGCCCAAACCUGGUGACCAAUGCAAGACGAGCAUUCCCUUGCAAGGAUGCAGCACUCAGUAUGUACGCUGCUGUCUACACAGUGAUGUACGUUACCAUCAUGUUUCGAGCCAAGGGGACACGGCUGACCAAGCCCGUGGUGUGCCUCACCCUCCUGUGCCUGACCUUCCUCACCGGGGUGGUGCGAGUGUCCGAGUACCGGAACCACUGGUCGGAUGUGCUGGUGGGAUUUGUGACCGGAGCAGCCGUCGCUGUGUUUUUGGUCUGCUGUGUUGUUCACAAGUUUAAAGGGACGAACCCUGUUUGUAAGAAGGUGGGGAGCGUCUCGAAACCAGUCUGUGUGAUGCUCGCCCUCCCCUGUGUGGAAAGUCCACUAGAAAAGUUAAGUGUUGUUCAGAAUUGUCCAGCUGAAUUCUCAGAAGGAACAUGAACGAUCCUCCUGCUUCUUCCCCUCGACGCCGGAUGUGUUGAUCGCCACUCGGUCGGUGAUGAGUGAAGUCUGAAUUCCAGAUGGAACCCAGUGUGUGUACAGCUUUGCAUGAACAGCAGUCUCACUCAUGUAGAGUCUAGUGAUUGUCAGAUUAGUAGGAACAUUUCCCUGUGGUAUCACCUUUCGUUUCUGUUCUUCUCAACCCUUUGAGCAGAGCACCAAUCCUCUGUGUUGGCAAACACCAUCCCUAGGAGCAAGUACAGGACCCCAGUAGUUUUGCUGCUACUGCAGUUGGCAGAGAAAUCAGUAUUGCUGACCCCACGUCUACCUGGAGCUGUGCUUUGUUAAUGAGGCUGUUUGUGACCAGUCUGGGAGCUGAGAGAGUCUCUGCUCUCGGCUUAUUAAGUGGAUUAGGGAGAACUUUUCCGAACCUCUCCAGCAAAGGGCCUUCCAACAAAUGGGCUCUGAUCUUCAUUGCUGGGGCUCUGCAAUGUUAUUUCACUUGUCAUCUGAUUAUAUGAAUAAGCAUAGGUACCUUCUCGACAUUGGGUGGGGACUAGGUGGGAAUUGGGGCAGGGAUCAUCUGGACAACGGAUGGGGAACGUGGGAGAUCACCUGGACAUUCGUGGCAACUGGCUGUACAUCAGGUGAGGAUUGGCUAGGCAUCUGACAGGGUCACACUGACUGGGCAUUGGGGGGAGACUCUCUAGACAUGGGCUGGAGAUAGAAUGAACAUCAGUGGGGACAUUGGCUGGGAACCAAAUUGACAUCAAAGACAGGAUUAUCUGUGGAAAUCAGGUGGGUUUAGUCUAGACUGGGUGGAAAAUGUCUGAACUUCAGUGGACCUUGGGUGUAGACUGUCUGGACCUUGGAUGGGAAUAAUCUGGACAUCAGAUUAGAGCCAUUGGAACAUUAGACGGGGAUGACUAGAGAUUGACUAAAUGUUGGGUUGAGACCAUUGGACUUUGGACAUGGACUGUCUGGAUGUUGGGUCAGAACUGUCUGGAUACCAUCUAGAUAUUGGGAAGGGGUUGUCUGGACAAAAGGUGAGGGCUGAUUGUACAUCGGAUGUGGAACAUCUGGACACCAUCUUAACACUUGGUGGAGACCUACAGGGCAAAGGGUGGGGAUUGCCUGAACAUCUGAUGGAGACCACCUGGGAAAGUGCCAGAUAUCAAUGUCAUGGGAUACAAAGAGAGUAACACAAGCGCCCACAGGCUCCCCUCACUUGCCGUGGGUGGUCCAAGUGGCUGGUCAAGGUAAGGAUGUGCUGCUGAUGGGAGAUCCCAAUCCUGGACCCCCAGUCCACCAGCCUCGGAUGAAGAUCUCAGGUAAUUUCCGGGAGGGAUUUUGCCACUUCCAGUUCUUUGUGGAGACAGGGGUGUGGUGCAGAAUACGUACAGCUUCCCCAGAAGGAACCACUCCAGAAUUAUUACUCCUGCUAUCUUUGUAAUAGAGAAAUGCUUGUCAAAAGGAAAGGAAUUUUGCUCUAACCUUUGAGCUGUAAAAGGACAGAGAUCUCACAGAUGGAUGAAUAGCUUAGGCAUGGUUGUGAAUGAUAGGGUUCUCACCACUCUUCUUAGCUGUUAAUGCCAUUAUCAGUUGCUGUGUCAAGCAGAUGUGGUAGUGAAUGGGACAGGGUUCCUGGAAACAUUGAGAGAAGGAUCAUUCCGAAGUGCUCCUCAGGAAUGAACUAAUCCUUUUGGGGGUUCAGUGACUGACAGCUGUCUACUCUGUGCAGAAUUGAAUUUUCAUUAAAUGUUAAAAUACUUUUAUGAUUGAAAAGAAGCACAACAUGGUGUAUGUUUGGAUUAAAUUAAUAAUGUCAUCAGAAUAAAAUGCAUCUUG